Molecule: messenger RNA, 5790 nt
Organism: Sphaeramia orbicularis (orbiculate cardinalfish)
Lineage: Eukaryota; Metazoa; Chordata; Actinopteri; Kurtiformes; Apogonidae
Gene: dtx3
Product: deltex E3 ubiquitin ligase 3
Exons: 4
Coding region: 848-1957 (369 amino acids)
Biological process (GO): Notch signaling pathway; protein ubiquitination
Source: RefSeq, a predicted model, not a curated record
UUACCACCAUAGCGAUUAAUCACGACCGAAGCAUGAUUCACAGCAAAAACACACUAAACCAUCAUUUGUCAGCCAAUCAUGUCAUCUCAGUGACGAACUUCCUGGUCACAUUUUGUGGUCGGUCCCAGUGGCCCUUUGAAUGGAUAGACUACAUUUGUUCCGAACAGAGUCAACAGGGAAGGAGCGAGGACACGGCACGGAAGACACACGGCCCUAAAAAUGAGAAGAAAGAGCCGAUUAUCUGCCCGGAGAAAGAUGACACACAGCUAAGGCGGUAGCAGCAGAUAAGAAGAAGAAGAGGAAGGAGAAGAAGAAGAAGGAGAGGAGUGAGUCCAAGUGCUGUUUACUUUGUGUUCCGCCUAAACCCAAGGACGCAGGCUACGUGGAAGACAAACACAGGCGAGACUGGGGACGAGGUGGUGGGUCUGCUGAGGACCAGGGAAGGGCUGUCGGGAAUCUAAGCAGAUAUGGAGUAUUAUGGGAUACGUUUGGAUACCAUGUCCUGACCACAAAAGACCAGUUAUCCGCGGAUAAAGUGCAGCAGCUCGUCAUGAAUCCAGGCCUGUUUCAGACGGAGCCCAGUGCUGUGUAAUCCGGCCAUAAAGUCCUGACAGACAGGCAGAGCUCCGGUAAAGGGUGAGGCUGCUCUGGAACGCCAUCAUCUAUCAGUAUUAUAUCCGAGCCUACACCAAUGUAGCCACAUCGCUGAAAUUUCCCCCUUUUUUUUUGCGUCUGUGGAGAAUGACUCAGUUUGCAUAUCGCCGAGCUGCAGCUGUGGUACCGUGUGUUCAGCUUUUCUCCUAUUUUUCUGUUCGACAGGACGCUUUACACGAAAUUGAAGGAAUUUAUGGGAUCACAAGUUUCCUCUGAUGAGAUGAGUGUGCGUGCUGGCCAGGGCAGUGAUGAGGUGCUGGUUUCACAGGCGGUGUGGGAUUACCUGGCUGCAGCUGGGCGGCCCUGGCUCAUUGACUUCCAGCACAAGCAGGGGAUGAGUGCUGGUAUCAUUAGAAGAGGAGAGAGGGGGGGCUGCUGCGCUGUGAGGCUGCAGCCGGUGGAAGGCUCCAGGAACGCUGGAGCUGGGGUGAUGGAUGGACCCAUCUCCAGUGAGACACGAAAAGCCUUCAUUGACUUAUGCCGCUGUGCCCGCAAAGAAAUGAGCAAACAGGAGGGGGGACCCAAGAGAAAGAGGACUCUGCUGCCCUGUGUUGGAGUCCUGGAGCCAAAUGGUGAAGGGAGCCUGCUUCCCCCACCUCCUCCACAGCCUCGGCGCUCCCAGAGGCAGCAGCAGAGGUUCAGGAAACCUGCUGAUGAGGAGGCCUGUGCCAUGCUCCAUGAGGUAGCUCAAAGGAAGGACAUGGACCCUAGCAUGGCCUCCCACAGCGAGGCGGAGGACAACAGCUCCUGUUCAAUCUGCAUGGGGGACAUAGUGGAGAAGACUACACUGGAAAGGUGUGGCCACUCUUUCUGCCGCUCUUGCCUGGAUCAGGCCUUCAAGGUGAAGAAAGCAUGUCCUGUGUGUCGGCUAGUGUACGGUCAGCUCAUUGGGAACCAGCCAGCCAAUGGUACUAUGAUUGUAGAGAGAGAUCCAGAUAUGGAGCUUCCUGGGCAUGAAGGCUAUGGAUGCAUCUGCAUCAUCUACAGCUUCCCUCCUGGUCUCCAGGCACCAGAACACCCAAACCCUGGUGUUCGAUACCCAGGAACAGACCGUGUGGCCUACCUCCCUGAUAGCCCUGAGGGGAACCGCGUGCUGGGUCUGCUGCGCCGGGCCUUUGAACAGCGCCUUAUCUUCACCAUCGGUACCUCCAUGACUACGGGCAUGCAAAACGUCAUCACCUGGAAUGACAUUCACCACAAGACCUCAAUAUGGGGUGGGCCUCGCUGUUUUGGCUACCCAGACCCCACUUACCUGGUGCGAGUGACAGAGGAGCUCAGAGAGAAAGGGAUCACAGCUGACUGACAGCAUGAAAAUGACAGUCUCUUCCAGGACUUUGUAGGACUUUUUUGAGUGUCCUUGCUGAGGACGUGAGUCGGCUCCAGGUUGUUUGCUGAGACUGCCCAUCCCUCAAAGGACGGCUGAAGACAAGCAGAUGCUCAUCAAAUGCUGCAGCAGAGCCCACAUCACUCCAUUAGUUGUUCCUCUGUUUGUUAAUUUUCCUCCAGAGUUCAGCUUAAACCCAGUGCUUCAUAUGGAAGAAAAUGCUUGGAGUGCAGAGCAUUCUUGUAUAACACAAUCCUCUACCUGUCCCUGUUUGCAAUAGGACAGAAGUCUGAUGUUCUUAUUUAGGAGCAUCUUUGUGUGUUGGUAUAAAAGGUACUUUAAUAUUAUUUAGGAAAUCUACGUUUAAAUGUUAACUGAAUAUUUAUUUUGUGAUUCUGGGGAGUUCUUCUUCAUUUCUUACAAGCACACAUGGUUUGUUUUCUAGCCCCAGAAAUGUUUUUGAGUAAGUCUCUAAUUUCAUUGUUACUAAUUAUUUGUCGUAAGGGUUAUAUGGCAGAUUAGCACUGCUUCAAUAGAAUGAAUUAAUUUUCUAAAGUUAUUGCAAUCUAAAGCACUCACAGGCACUUUGGUUACGGAGGCUGUUUUUCACUGAGGUAACAGUAUUGGUUUUUGCUUCCUCUGCGGGGAAGAGUGCUCGGGACAAACAGGUUUGUGUAGCUGUGAACUACCAGUUUUUUAGCUACAAGUUGAUGUCAGUUGCUUGGAACUAUUAAUUUCCCUCAUUUUUACUUAAACAGCAAGAAUGUCUAACAAUGGGCCUCAUGCAGAAACAUUCUCUUAAAUUUCUUUUAUAUUUUCUCUAAUUUGUUUGCUAAGGGAAAAUAUAAGAAGAACCAACUCCGGAUGCACCAAAUGCUCUUUCCGUCCAAAUCUGCUCUUACCCAGGUUUGCUGAAUGUUGAAUUUCAGUUGAUUGUAAAUGGAAGGCUGUGGCUGAUCAGCAUAUGUGACACCCACUAAACAUCUUAAAAGGACAGGUGUUGUGCCAUGUCAAACAGCUGACUCUGGGUCAGCAAUUUUAGCGAUGCCAUCAAAAAAGGGCAGAAAGAAACUUUAGUAGCAGCAAAAUCAAAAUACUUUCUAAUCAAGUCAAACAAAGGAAAUAUGUCUUCUUUCAGAGUGUCAGUACUGGCAACGCAUCGACACAUAGGGAAUGUGAACAUCAUCAGAGGGAUGCACAGUGACAAAUCAAAAGAGCGUGAUUUGAUAUAAAAAUAAGUUCUGACAGAUGAUCUAUAGUUUUGCAGGUAAAAGUUCUAAUGAAGGGAUCCAGUGAGAUCCUGUCAGAUUCUCUUGGAGAGGAAAAACUAUGGUACUCCAUCUUGCAGUGAAAAAAAUAAUUGAGUGUAGGCGAUAAACAGACUAACACAUAUGAACUACAUCUUCAUCAGAGUCUGAACGGAGACCGUUUGACUUCGUAUUAUGCUCAGAAUUAAAACCAGAGCAUAGCAAGACCUCCUCGGCCUGAAAAAAUGCUGAAAUUGUAGUGCAGAUUCUUUCCUUGACUUGCAGUUUUACUAUACCUUUCGUUGACAUAAAGCAUUAGUGAUGGGAAUUCCCGCUCUUUUGGCUCGGAUGCACUCACACACACACACACACACACACACACACACACACACACACAUACACACACCACCACACAUUUUGACUUACAACAUGCUGCUUUAACAGAAAAAAGAGCCAGUUCCUGUCAUUCCCUUCAAAGAGCUGAAUCGUUCACGACUGACCCAUCACUAAAAAGCAUACUCCUCCUCGGCUUUUCCCAGUGGUUUCAGGUGAGCGAUCCAGAUGGAUCGGAGUCCCAAACCUGUUUACUGACAUGGUCUCGUCCUGGUCUGAUUUGCUGAGCCAGGACUCUAUCAACACCAAAAGACAAGAUUCUCUUAUUUCUCAAAAUCCACACCUAACAGACUGAUGGGCCGCACACAGUGGAGCGCCCACUCCUGUACAAAUGUUAUGUUGUUUGACAUUUGACCUUGGAAAUGUAGGUCUCAAAAUAGGUCCAGGUCACCCUUUCCGAACUUGUCCAAGCUCUAUACAUGAUGUAUGUAUGGUAAAAAAUUCAAGGUUCCAGCUGUUUUUGUUUUUGUUUUUUUUUUUUAUCAGAGUUGGAGUGUUUACAAGAUGUGUGUCACAGAUGAACAUGAUGACAACAAUACCCCUGUGGGCAGGCUGAGGGGAUAAAAAAAAUGUAUUAACAGCAAAAUGGAAGGCCAUAGUUUUUUCUCCUUUCCAAGAAAAUCUGACAGGAUUUAUUGGAUGCCAUGGGCUACCAUGAAAAAAAAAACACAUCUGAGCGAUAAGUUAAAGUGAAAAAUAUUUAUUUCUGCUGUGCCCCAAAGAUGUCUGAUGAUUAUUUAUUUUUGUUUUUAUUAUUGUGUCCAGUGAGACACUCCACUUCAAAUGACGCAUAAGAUAUUUUCCAACCAGCAAUUUAAUAAUCAAUUAUUGAAAUUCCAUCAUAACAUAACAUAACGCUCUGAAUUCAGUUGUAUUAUGGGUUUCUGUGUUCCUAAAAUUAAGUAAAUAGUUCCUGGGCUCUUAUGUUUUCUCUUAUCUUGGUAAAAGUGCACUUGACCACAUGUAAAAUUUUAUCUAACCUGGAGUAAGAGCAAAAAUAAGAAAGCAUUGGUGAAUCCCACAAAUCUAUGGGUACUAACAAAAUUAGAGAAUGUGUAGGAUACGGACAAGAAUAAGAGGAAAUUUUUUUGUUUUUUGCACAAGGCCCAAUGUCUCAUUGCAGCACCGUUUAUUAUUGCAUUAGGACUUUCCCUUGGGUUCUUUUUGCCAUACUUCACUCCCGUUAUUUCAAGAUGUCUCCCAGGUGUUGAGCCCAUUACCUCAGUUGUCAGUAAUGUGCUCAUCUAAUUACCAGAUUUAUGACGAUGUCAAACAUAAAGGGCAUAUAGACCACUUAUACCAAAACAAAGGCACAAAAGCUCUUUAAAUAUCUAUGCCUCUGUCCCUGUCCAACUGGGAGAUUUGCCUGCUAAUGUUCUCAUUUAGAAUGAGGUUACUGUUGUAAAUUUGUUUAUAUAAAUAGAUCAUCUAUGACACAGGGAAAACAAGGAAAAAAACUCAAAAGAAAAUGUUGCAGGAACAAUUGGUCUGACUUGGGAAGGGGUGGGGUAUUGAUCUAAUUUCUUGUGCCUUUCUUAUAUUCACUUUUGAUUAAACAAAAAUCAAGCAUGAUGUUUGGGCAUAUUUCAGCAUUAUUUGCUAGGUGAAGCGCAUUAUGUUUGUAGCUAAACUAUCUGGCUUUAAGUAAAAAUACUAUAAAGUUCAUGGAAAUAUAUAUACAAAUGUGUAAUAAAUUAGCUUCUCUCUCUCCUUCAUAAACAUUGUCGUAGUCCAAAUGCUGAAAAAAAAAAACAAACUCAAAAUUGAUAAAGCUGUAUGUGUGAAAGUGCUUUGCUAGGUGCAGUAAUCUGCUUGGCUAGUGGUUAAUUUGUCAUGACUUUGAUUGGUCAUAUAUACAUUGAGUAUUAUUUAUUUUAUUUAAUUUUAUUUUUUUUUUAACCCCCCUUUGUAUUUUAGUUAAGGGACCAACUGAAAUAUUUUUGGGACAUAGGUUUGUAGCUUACAAAAGCUACUGUGCAAACAUUUCUAUGCAUUACACGACUGAGGAGGAGCCAGGUUAAUGAAAAGUUGGGAGAGAUUUCACACUUCAAACUGAUUGUUAAGGAAAAGUUGGAGGUUUGCUUUUCCAAUUGUGUUGAUUCGUACUUUGUUGAUAUUCAAGAUAAUGUGCUUUACAUUUUAAUACUUGAAUAAAAAAAUUAUGUUUGGGUU